Parnassius mnemosyne (clouded apollo) is the source of this 978-nucleotide messenger RNA. The record is from the annotation of a GenBank genome assembly. Lineage: Eukaryota; Metazoa; Arthropoda; Insecta; Lepidoptera; Papilionidae.
AUGUUAUGUAAUUGUAACGCUAAGCCAAAAUUAUUAAUUGGUCAGGACAAUCAUCAUUUAAUUACUCCCAUUCGUUGUGUUCGUGGUAAGCGGCGUGAACCGUACAUAACUCAAACUUCGCUUGGAUGGUGUGUGCACGGAUAUAUGGUAAGUGAUGUUAAUUGCACUGAUCGCUUUGUCUCUUUCAUUAAUAGUUGCACCGAAAAGGCGGGACCAUCGCAGUCUGUCUUUCACGUACACACGGUAGGAUCGAUUACUAGCGAUCUCUCUCUCGAUAAUGAUAAUGGUGAAUGUACCUGCGCGCAGUUGCACGAUGCGGUUCGCAGAUUCUUCACGUUAGAGUCUAUUGGUGUAGGUUCGAAGCCGCGCCGCAACCCAGACGAAAUACGCGCUUUACAAAUAUUAGAUGACACUGCAGAAUUAGUACCUAGUCAAUGGACUGUCGGCUUACCGUGGAAAUACGAUGAAUUACAUUUACCCGACUCUUACCCUAACGCUUUUAAUCGGUUAAAGUUAAUAGAAAGAAAAUUUUUGCUCAACAAAGAGUAUGCAACUCGUUAUUGUGAAAGAAUGACAUACUUAUUUUCUAAUGGUUAUGCUAGAGAACUUAACAAGACCGAUGAAAACCAUAAUAAACGUAUAAUAUGGUAUUUGCCGCACUUUGGUGUAGAUAAUCCAAAUAAGAAAAAACUGCGUUUAGUUUAUGACGCGGCAGCAAAGUCGAACGGUUAUUCUUUAAAUGAUUUUCUUUUACAAGGCCCUGAUUUGUUACAAUCGUUAUUAGGAAUAAUGUUACGAUUUAGAGAAAACCGCAUAGGUAUCAUAGGGGACAUAAAAGACAUGUUUUUAAGGAUUAAUGUACGGACAGAAGAUGUUAAUUCUUUGCGUUUUUUGUGGAAAGAUAUUUAUUUAAGUAAUGAAAAUGAACAAUUAGGCUUCGGAAGUAGUAACAAGGACGUCACUAAUUUUCGGCGCUAA